AUGUCUCUGGUUCUCCGGUUUCAAAUCCAACUGUCUUAUGGAAGAGCCAUAUUUGCCCCGGGAACUUCCUCAGAACAACCAAAUUCCAAUCCUCACUUCAGAGGCCUUCGUGUUAUACUUACUGAUGAUGAUGAUGUAAACAGGACUGUGACAAAGAAACUGCUUGAGAAGUUAGGUUGUGAAGUGACUGCUGUUUCCUCUGGGUUUGAAUGCCUUAGUGCUCUUAGCUCUGCUGAAAAUUCUUUCAGACUAGUUGUUUUGGAUCUUCAAAUGCCAGAAAUGGAUGGUUUCGAAGUGGCGAAGCGAAUCCGGAAGUUCUGUAGUCGUAAUUGGCCAUUGAUUAUAGCCUUGACUGCCAGUGCUGAAGAUAAUAUUUGGGAGAGAUGCCUACAGAUGGGAAUGAACGGAGUGAUUCGAAAACCGGUUCUCUUACAAGGGAUGGCAGAUGAGCUUCGAAGAGUUCUGCAGAGGGCCGGCGAAGGGUUGUGA
Molecule: messenger RNA, 489 nt
Organism: Dovyalis caffra
Lineage: Eukaryota; Viridiplantae; Streptophyta; Magnoliopsida; Malpighiales; Salicaceae
Source: the annotation of a GenBank genome assembly